AUGAAGCUCCUCAGCACAGUCGCUCUCAUUCCUCUAAUCCAUCAGGGCUAUGCGCUCCUCGAUGCAGACGCUAUAAUCACCAAGUACUAUGGCAACGACGCAGCAUGGUACCGCAACCGAAUCCCACUCUUCGAUUCUAGCGACAAAGACAUCACAGAUGUGUACUACUACCGAUGGUCCAUUUUUCGCGCUCACCAACGCGACCUUGGCGCCAACGGCUACAUCUCCACCGAGUUCCUUGACGAUGUCGGGUGGCAGACUAUGCCAUGGGCGAGUCUCAACGAUGCAACCGGAUUCCACUUGUUGGAGGGAAGAUGGUCUCGCGAUCGACGAUUCAAAGAAGACUACGCGACGUUCAUUUACAGCAGCAAUAGUAAUAGUCGCCAGUUUUCCGAGAGUAUGGCUGCGGCUGUUUGGCAGGGGUAUCUUGUUGAUGGAGUAGUAGAGGAUGUUGUUAAGAGACUGGAUGAUAUGACGAGGGUGUAUGAGGCAUGGGAUGACUCUUAUGAUAAGGAUAAAGGAUUGUAUUACGUUGAGCCUAUCCGGGACGCGACGGAGUAUACAAUCUCCAGUAUAGAUGCUUCGGGUGGCUAUGAUGGCUUCUUCGGCGGCGACUCGUUCCGCCCCAGCAUAAACAGCUACCAAUACGCCAACGCCCGAGCAAUCGCAAACAUGGCGGCCUUGAAAGGCGGCCAGCAAAACACCGUCGACACCUACACAGCCCGCGCCACAGCCCUGAAGUCACGCGUCCAAGAAGCCCUCUGGAAUUCAACCUUCGCCCACUUCAUCGACCGUUACCACGUCAACAACACAAACGUCACAUACUGGGAUCCCAUCCGCGGGCGCGAACUAGUUGGUAUGGUGCCAUGGACCCACGACCUCCCCGACGACACCGCUACCUACGCACAAGCCUGGUCGCACAUCCUCAACAGCAGCGAACUUGCCGGCGAACACGGCCUGCGUACCGUAGAGCCGUCAUACGCAUACUACAUGCGACAAUACCGAUACGAAGGCCCGAAUCCAGAGUGCCAGUGGAACGGCCCCGUUUGGCCUUUCCAAAUGACGCAGGUGCUUUCCGGACUAGCCAAUUUCUUGGAUCAUUAUGUGGAAGGCAAGGAGACGGGCGUUGUCAACAACGAUGACUACACCAAUCUACUACGUCAAUACGCGCAAUUGCAUAGGAACCCUGAUACGGGGAUCUUGGAUCUAGAAGAAGACUACUACCCCGACACAGGCCUGCCCAUUGUCGGACUAAAGCGGAGUCAUCACUACUUCCACUCUGGGUUCAACGACCUUGUCCUAUCAGGUCUCGUUGGCAUCCGGCCGUCUGCGAACGACACACUGGAAGUAAGCCCCCUCGCUUCAGCAGCGCAGAUGACUUAUUUCCGCGCUGAACGUAUCGUGUACCAUGGACAUGAAAUCGCCGUUCAAUGGGACGCCGACGGCUCACACUACAACGCCGCUGGCUUGCAAGUCGAAAUCGACGGCAACGUCGUUGCUUCAUCCCCUACUCUCACCCGUCUCACCGUAGACGUGCAACGUCAGGCUCCACCGGCUAUCACCCGUCGAAUCGCAAAAUCUGUUCAGCUCAGCGCUACAACGGCGUACCCGCGUGGUACGACAAGUGUGGGGGACACUAGUCAAGCGGCUACGUACCCUGCGAUUGAUGGUAGGAUAUGGUUUUAUCCCGAAGAAGAUGCUAAGAACGGGUGGGAUACACCGGUCGGUAAUGGAACCGCCGUGUGGUUUCAGAUCGAUUUUGGCAACACUGUCAGUAUUAGUGCGGCUGAGCUUGCAUUUUUCGCAAACGAGCAGCAGGGUUUUGCGGAGCCCGCUAGCUACAAGCUGCAAGUACCCAGUGGAGGAGAUAACGGGGAUUGGAGCGAUGUGGAGGAUGCGACCUAUGGGGAUAUUGUUGCGAAUGGAAUUACGGGGGCAGAGUGGAAGGAGGUUGAGGGAGAGAAGGUAAGGGUUGUUUUCACGCCAAAGUUGGGCACCAAGGUUAGGAUUGCAGAGUUCAAGGUGUACUAG
Messenger RNA from Alternaria atra, 2031 nucleotides. RefSeq lists its product as uncharacterized. The transcript has a single exon. NCBI's taxonomy places the organism in Eukaryota, Fungi, Ascomycota, Dothideomycetes, Pleosporales, Pleosporaceae. Gene Ontology annotation, biological process: carbohydrate metabolic process. The record is from RefSeq and is a predicted model, not a curated record. The coding region runs from base 1 to 2031 and encodes 676 amino acids.